Myxozyma melibiosi is the source of this 2018-nucleotide messenger RNA. RefSeq names its product SBF-like CPA transporter family-domain-containing protein. The transcript has 3 exons. Gene Ontology annotation, cellular component: plasma membrane. Lineage: Eukaryota; Fungi; Ascomycota; Lipomycetes; Lipomycetales; Lipomycetaceae. The record is from RefSeq and is a predicted model, not a curated record. The coding region runs from base 334 to 1680 and encodes 448 amino acids.
GUACAGCCUCCUGUCCUUUUGCAAAAAUACUCCCGCUCGCCGCCGUGGCCUAGACUCGCUUACUCGAAGCUGAACAAACCACUCGUCUAUCGGAAGCCCUGUGGCGGUGCUUAUCAGCCCGGUAUCAAAAGACUAACUUCAGCUCUUUGCCGACAGGUUUUUUUGCCUCCCCCUUUGUGCGCUGAGAACAGUUUAUUGCGUUGAAGUCGUCCUUUUUUUCUGUUGGCAUAUCAUAGAAGCGGAACAGAACACGAACCGCGAAGCAGUUAAAAAAAUUCUUACCCACCCCCUCCCCCCCACGACGACCACCUUUUCUCAUUUCCAAGACGCGCAAUGGCCGACAAGAAAGAGCGACCAUUAUGGCUGCGCCGUACGCUGGCGGUUGUCGACUACCUGAUCAGUCAAUGGUUCAUCAUCGGCAUGGGCGUCGUUGUCGCGCUGGCGUACAAGUUCCCGAGCGUGGCGAAGAACCAUGGACAUAUUCGCGCGGAUAUCACGAUUGAGUAUGUCGCGGUCGCAAUCAUCUUUGUUAUUUCGGGAAUGAAUAUCCCGAGAGCAAAGCUCAUUCAGGAGGCGGGUCAUUGGCAGGCGCAUUUGGUUACCCAGGUCACUUCGUUCCUAAUUACCCCGGCCAUCGCCUUUGGUUUUGCGUCUGCCAUUCGCAGAGCGCACAACCCCAACAUCAGCCCCUGGAUUCUAAUCGGCAUCAUCAUCACCGGCUGCACGCCUACGACGGUGUCCUCGAACGUCGUCAUGACCCGUACCGCAAAGGGAAACGAGUCUCUCUCGCUGAUUGAAGUCUCAAUCGGCAACGUGCUCGGCGCGUUCAUCAGUCCCGCGCUGGCGCAAAUGUUUAUGUCCAAGAACACUGGCUUCAGCUACGGUAACCCGACCGCGGACAUGAGCAUGACGGAGCUGUACCGCCACGUCAUGAAGCAACUCGGGCUGUCGCUCUUCGUGCCCUUGUUCGUCGGUCAGAUGAUUCAGUACUUCUUCCCGAGUCAGACAAAGUACCUGCUGGCCAAGUUCAAGCUCGCUAAAGUCGGUACCUUCUGUCUGUUGCUCCUCAUCUGGUCCUCGUUCAGUAACUCGUUCGCCACGGGCGCCUUCGAGGAGGUCUCGCACGCCUCCGUUAUCAUGGUCUGCUUCCUCAACGUUGGUCUCUACCUCUUCUACACCGUCAUCUGCUUGCUCCUCGCGCGCUGCCCGUUCCUGCCAAAGAAAUACCACUUCUCGCGACCAGACACCGUCGCCAUCUGCCUGUGCGGUGCGGCAAAGACCGUCGCGCUCGGCGUGCCGCUCAUCAACGCGCAGUACUCCGGCAGCCCCGAUAAGAUUGGUCUUGUCUCGAUCGCGCUCGUACUCUACCAGGGCGAGCAGAUCCUGGUCGCGCAGCUGCUCGUCCCGGUCCUGAAGAAAUGGGUCGAGACCGAGAUCAAGGCGAAGAAGGACCUCGAGGCCGCUGCGGCCGCCGCUGCGGUCACCGACGGCUCCGCCGGCCCGACAGACGACAAGACCGACUUGGACGACGGUGCGCUCAACGAGAAAGACGCGCUGGUCGCGUCGGCGGACUCGAAAAACGAAAGCUCGACCCCCUCGAGCACUAGCCGGUAUAGUUCCGAGAUCGAGUCUGGUGUUGUCGGCGCACCCGCCGCCGCUGGCAAGUCUGAGAAGGAGUAGCCGAUGCGCUGCUUUCUGUUUGUGAUUUUGUUUAAUUUGCUGUGUUGUGCAUUUGAAUCUUGUUAUUCUUCCUGUGGUUCUAGUACGUUUGGUACUUUUGCUCCCUCGUGAUUUGGUAUUUUAGACUGGUAUUUACCUGACAGAGUCCAUAGACCCGAUGAUUUUUUCUUUCUUUUUUCUCAUUUAAUCCUUAACAUCUACAGUAAUCUUGUCUAUUCUCACUUUUUUUACUGGUCUUAUUUCUACUCAGGUUCCUGUAAAUAGUUCAUUCUAUGUUAUUACACUGGUUUUUUUCUCUCCUGGAUCAAGUCUCUCCUCGUAGCACUUGAUUUGCGUCG